CCAGCAGCACUUGCAACUCAGCUGGUUUCAUCUGUCAUCAUUCUGUUCAACGUGUUAAAGUUUACAGCCCGCAAACUGUACGGACUUUAAGAAAAGUCCAGAAAACGGAAUUAUUGACUACUACUGAAAGGUAUUCAGCUGCUUUAGGCACGUGACCCUGUGUCUAAAUGUACACCUCGCGUGACGAGUCUGGAUUUGGAUUUGCUGACAGGCAGGUUUGACUUCCUCUUCUCCGCUGAGCCAGACUCGUCCCGUCUUCACGCCACGGCAGAGACAUGAUCCACAACCUACCUCAUUGUCUGAGAGGAUCACCAUGGAGCUGAACCUGAAGGCUGGGAGUCCUGGAGGAGGAAUGUCAGCCUGGAAGGUGGUGCUGUUGUUGGUCGGGGUGCAGUGUUUACAUGUGGUCGCCCUCAAAUCGCAGCUCUUCACCCGAGGGGACGCGUUAGAUUACUCCUCCAGAAAGGCGGUCGACUAUAAAACCUUUUAUUUGAACCAGAAGAUUGAUCAUUUUGGCUUUUUUGAGAAUGGCACCUUCAAACAGCGCUACCUGGUGGCCGACCAGCACUGGCAUCAGGCAGGGGGGCCCAUCCUGUUUUACACCGGGAACGAAGGCGACAUCACCUGGUUCUGCAAUAAUACUGGCUUCAUGUGGCAGGUCGCCGAGGAGCUGGGCGCCAUGUUGGUGUUCGCAGAGCACCGUUACUAUGGAGACUCCAUGCCCUUCGGUCCAGACUCCUACAGUGACAGCAAGCACCUGAACUACCUGAGCUCGGAGCAGGCCCUGGCCGACUUCGCGGUGCUGAUCCGGGAGCUGAAGGGCUCGUGGCCGGGCGCCCGCAGCAGCGCCGUCAUCGCCGUGGGCGGGUCCUACGGCGGGAUGCUGGCGGCCUGGCUGCGCAUGAAGUACCCCAGCGUGGUGGUGGGAGCUCUAGCAGCUUCAGCCCCUAUCUGGCAGUUCCCUGGCAUGGUCCCGUGUGGAGACUUCCACCGCAUCGUGUCCCAGGACUUCGCCUCCUCCGGGCCCAACUGUGACGUGAACAUCAGACGCUCUUGGGGCGCAAUCGACAAGAUCGCCUCUACUGCUGAAGGUCUUGCGUGGCUGUCGGGGACGUUCAGUCUGUGCGCUCCUCUGAAGAGCCGUCCGGACUCUGUGGCCUUCAAGGAGUGGCUGCAGGAGACCUGGGUCAACCUGGCCAUGGUGGACUACCCCUAUGAGGCCAGCUUCCUGCAGCCCCUGCCCGCCUGGCCCGUACAGGCGGUGUGCAGGCAUCUCGGGUUUGACUCCUCCGUGUCGGACUACCAGCUGCUCCAGGGGGUGUCCGAGGCCGCCAGGGUGUACUACAACCACACCGGGACCGCCGCCUGCCUCAACACCUCCUCCACGGCCACCGGGAGCCUGGGCUUCCUGGGCUGGUAUUACCAGGCGUGCACGGAGAUGGUGAUGCCUCUGUGCACGGACGGGGUCCAGGACAUGUUCGAGCCCCAGGCCUGGGACUUCCAGGCCUUCUCGGACGAGUGCCAGGCCCUGUUCGGGGUGCGCCCGCGGGCGUCCUGGGCUGAGACCCAGUACGGCGGGAAGGACCUCUCUGCCCACAGCAACAUCAUCUUCAGCAACGGUGGCCUCGACCCCUGGUCCGGCGGGGGGGUGACGCGCAACAUCUCCGACAGCGUGGUUGCCAUAGUGAUCCCGCAGGGCGCGCACCACUUGGACCUGCGCUACGACAACGAGCGCGACCCCCCCGCGGUGCGGGGCGCCCGUGCCCUGGAGGUAGACUACUUCAAAGCCUGGGUCCGGCAGGCCCGGAGAGCCCCCUGAACCGGGGUCGCACUGGGGGGGGGGG
Gadus chalcogrammus (walleye pollock) is the source of this 1844-nucleotide messenger RNA. It is a transcript of the gene prcp, whose product is annotated as prolylcarboxypeptidase (angiotensinase C). Gene Ontology annotation, molecular function: dipeptidyl-peptidase activity; serine-type exopeptidase activity. The record is from RefSeq and is a predicted model, not a curated record. The transcript has 9 exons. The coding region runs from base 314 to 1819 and encodes 501 amino acids. Gene Ontology annotation, biological process: proteolysis; negative regulation of systemic arterial blood pressure; angiogenesis involved in wound healing. Lineage: Eukaryota; Metazoa; Chordata; Actinopteri; Gadiformes; Gadidae.